Oncorhynchus keta (chum salmon) is the source of this 4780-nucleotide messenger RNA. RefSeq names its product attractin-like. Lineage: Eukaryota; Metazoa; Chordata; Actinopteri; Salmoniformes; Salmonidae. The record is from RefSeq and is a predicted model, not a curated record. Gene Ontology annotation, molecular function: protein binding. Gene Ontology annotation, cellular component: Golgi apparatus. Bases 28 to 3873 code for a protein of 1281 amino acids. The transcript has 27 exons.
GUUAACGAUGAAUUAUUCAGGGUGUUGAUGGGUUUUGUCCAUCCUUGUUGCAGUGGGUUGAUAGUUCCUGAGCGCUAUGGCAACGAGACUGUUCCGGAGGUGGUUUCACAGUCUGGUUACGCCCUCCUCCACUUCUUCAGCGACGCUGCUUAUAACCUGACCGGCUUCAACAUCUCAUAUAGUGUGAACACGUGUCCCAACAACUGUUCUGGCCGAGGGGAGUGUCGCGUUGGGAACUCAACAGGUGCUGUAUAUUGUGACUGUGAAUCCAAUUGGAAGGGCGAGGCCUGUGAUAUCCCUUACUGCCUGUCAGACUGUGGUUGGCCUGACAGGGGACACUGCCUUCAGGACACAAAGACAUGUCGAUGCCAGCCUGGGUGGCAAGGUCCAGACUGCUCUCUGUCCGUCCCAGCCAACUCCUCGUUCUGGCAGCGGGAGGAGUACCCCGAGCCAGGUCUGGCCAGGGCUUCCCACAAGGCUGUAGUGGACCAGGGGAUCAUGUGGGUUGUCGGGGGUUACGUCUUCAACUCCUCAGACUACCAGAUGAUUACAGCGUAUAACCUCAGCUCCCAUCGCUGGCUGUCUCUCAACCGCUCUGUCAACUCCGUCAUGGGACGAUACGGACACUCUCUGGCACUACAUGAGGGAAAGAUCUACAUGUACGGAGGAAAGAUAGACUCUACUGGCAACGUGACCAGCCAGCUGUGGGUGUUCCACAUCCAGAACCAGACCUGGGAGUCCCUCUCCGCUGGAGCCCAGGAACAGUGGGCCGUGGUGGGACACUCUGCUCAUGUAGUGCCCCACCUGCUGGAGGGAGGUAGUGCGGUCAUGCUGGUCCUCUUUGGACACUGCCCUCUAUAUGGAUACAUCAGCCAGGUGCAGCAGUAUGACAUCGCCAGGAACACGUGGCGUGCCGUGGUUACAGAUGGAGCCCUGGUGCAGGGAGGGUACGGCCACAGCAGUGUGUUUGACCCCUCCUCCCGGGCCAUCUACAUCCACGGAGGGUACAAGGCCUUCAGCGCGAACAAGUACGGCCUGUCUGGAGACCUGUACAAGUACGACGUGGACCGCAGCCGAUGGACGGUUCUAAAGGACAGCGGGUUCUUCCGGUACCUCCACACGGCGGUCAUCGUUAGCGGAACCAUGCUGGUGUUUGGAGGAAACACGCACAACGACACGUCCAUGAGCCACGGAGCCAAGUGCUUCUCCUCGGACUUCAUGGCCUAUGACCUGGACCUCCACCAUGAUGGGAACUAUGUCUAUGGGAACUAUGUCUAUGGGAACUAUGUCUACAGUGACAGGGAACUAUGUCUAUGGAACUAUGUCUAUGGGAACUAUGUCUAUGGGAACUAUGUCUAUGGGAACUAUGUCUAUGGGAACUAUGUCUAUGGGAACUAUGUCUAUGGGAACUAUGUCUAUGGGAACUAUGUCUAUGGAACUAUUGUGAUGUAUGUGUUUGGGGGGUUCAACAGUCUGUUGUUGAGUGAUGUCCUAAUCUACACGCCAGCCAGCUGCUCCAGCGCUCCCAGCGCUGCCGCCUGUAUAGCGGCCUGGCCGGGGGUUCACUGCGUUUGGAAUGCUAACCUGGGCUCCUGCAUGCCCUGGGACUCGAACCCCGGAUUCCUGGAUGAGCAGACCACCCUGGCCUCCUGUGGAACCAGAACAUAUGUUGACAACGAUCGUUGUGACCAGUACACGGACUGCUACAGCUGUACAGCCAAUACUAACGGCUGCCAGUGGUGUGCUGUUCAGUGUGUCUCCGUGAGCUCCAACUGUACGGCCGUCACGGGGGCCAUAGUGGAGUAUGAUGUCUGUCCUAAAGACAACCCGUCUUAUGUCUGCAACAAGAAGACCAGCUGUAAGAGCUGUGGGGUGGACCAGAACUGCCAGUGGGAACCUCGAAACCAGGAGUGCAUCGCUCUACCAGAGAAUAUUUGUGGUGAGAGUUGGCACCUGGUGGGUAACUCGUGUCUGAAGUUCAUCACAGCAAAGGACUCGUACGACAACGCCAAGCUGACCUGUCGGGGUCACAACGCUGUCCUGGCCUCGUUGACCAAUCAGAAGGAGGUGGACUUUGUCCUUAAAGAGCUGCAGAUCAUGAACGUUCUGUACAAGGCCUUGGUGACGCCGUGGGUGGGGCUGAGGAAGAUCAACGUCUCCUAUUGGUGCUGGGAAGACAUGUCACCCUUCACUAACACCUCCCUCCAGUGGUUGCCGGGGGAACCCAGCGACGCCGGUUUCUGUGGUUACCUAGCAGAGCCGGCUUCCAGCGGUCUUAAGGCCCAGACCUGCAUCAACCCUGUUAACGGGAGUCUGUGUGAACGAGCAGCCAAUCACAGUGCCAAGCAGUGUCGGACGGCGUGCGCCAUGCGGGCUACGUGUGCUGAGUGUACCAGCAGCAGCUCUGAGUGUAUGUGGUGCAGCAACAUGAGGCAGUGUGUGGACUCUAAUGCAUACGUAGCCUCCUUCCCCUUCGGACAGUGUAUGGAGUGGUACACUAUGAACAGCUGUCCACCUGAGAACUGUUCUGGGUACAGGACGUGUGGCCAGUGUCUGGAGCAGCCUGGCUGUGGCUGGUGUACGGACCCCAGCAAUACAGGGCGUGGCCAGUGCAUUGAGGGAUCCUAUCGGGGGCCAUUCCAGACCGCAGUCCCCGCCCCCUCCACCCUGCCUGGCCCCACCUCUAGUCCCGCCUCCCAGCCGGCUCUCAACAUCAGCAUGUGUCCUUACGAUACCAAGUACAACUGGAGCUUUAUCCUCUGUCCAGCGUGCCAGUGUAACGGCCACAGUCAGUGUGUGAAUCACAGUGUAUGUGAGAAGUGUGAGGACCUGACAACAGGCCUCCACUGUGAGAGCUGCAUCUCUGGUUACUAUGGAGACCCCACCAACGGGGGCAGCUGCCAACCGUGUAAGUGUAAUGGCCAUGCCGGUGUGUGUAACACAAACAACGGGAAGUGUUUCUGCACCACCAAGGGCAUCAAAGGAGACCGCUGUCACCUGUGUGAGUUGGAGAACCGUUACCAAGGAAACCCUCUGAAAGGAACCUGUUACUACACCCUGCUGAUAGACUAUCAGUUCACCUUCAGUCUGUCUCAGGAGGACGACCGCUACUACACCGCCAUCAACUUUGUAGCAACACCCGAGGAGCAGAAUCGUGAUCUGGUUGUUUUCAUUAACGCCUCCAAAAACUUCAACCUCAACAUCACCUGGGCCGCCAGUUUCACAGCAGGUACUCAGACAGGCGAGGAGAUCCCAAUCAUCUCCAGGAGUAACAUCAAGGAGUUUAAAGACAGUUUCUCCAACGAGAACUUUGACUUCCGCAACAACCCAAACAUCACCUUCUUCGUCUAUGUCAGCAACUUCACCUGGCCCAUCAAGAUACAAAUUGCCUUCUCUCAGCACAGUAACUUCAUGGAUCUGGUGCAGUUCUUCGUCACAUUCUUCAGCUGCUUCCUUUCUCUCCUCCUGGUGGCGGCAGUCGUCUGGAAGAUCAAACAGAGCUGCUGGGCGUCACGGCGACGAGAGCAACUCCUCCGUGAGAUGCAGCAGAUGGCUAGCCGGCCGUUCGCCACCAUCAAUGUUGCCUUGGAAAUGGACGAGGAGCCACCGGACCUAAUUGGUGGAAACGUCAAGACGGUGCCCAAGCCCAUCGCCAUGGAGCCCUGUUUUGGGAACAAGGCUGCUGUCCUCUCCAUCUUCGUCCGUUUACCCAGAGGCACCGGGGGCAUCCCCCCACCCGGUCAGUCUGGUCUAACGGUGGCCUCGGCCCUGGUGGAUGUGUCUCAGCAGAUGUGUCUUGGUUACAAGGAGAAGUCAUGUGGUCUGAGGAACAGGAAGCAACACCCCUCUGCACAGCCCUCCACCUGUAUCUGACCACACCCCCUGCCACGGUCCUGGACCCCACCCUGCUCCACCCUAACCCCUCCCCCUGCCCCAGAGACUAUACCCCCGGACUGGAGGGAGGGAUGAAGAGAGAGAGGCAGGGGGUUUCCUGGGGGGAGCUGCAUACCUGCUGAGAGGAAGAGGGGAGCGGGAGAGGGAUGUCUGAUGGACAGUCACACCCACGCAGCUUCCCAACGGACACCUCCUGCACCUGGGGAACCACACCUGGCUGACAGACAUGUGGAACUUAGGGAAAAUAAAAAAAUACUUGUAUUAGUCCUCUACCACCUGGUCAGAGUAAAGGAGAAGCUUGAUCGCUGUCUAUUGUCUGAUCAACUAUCAGUCAUUCUACUUGGUAUGCUGUCUGUCUGUCUGUCUGUCUGUCUGUCUGUCUGUCUGUCUGUCUGUCUGUCUGUCUGUCUGUCUGAUUAACUGCCAGUCAUACUACUUGGUAUGCUGUCUGUCUGUCUGUCUGUCUGUCUGUCUGUCUGUCUGUCUGUCUGUCUGUCUAACUAUCAGUCAUCCUACUUGGUAUGCUGUCUGUCUGCUAAACUACCAGUCAUCCUACUUGGUAUGCUGUCUGUCUGCUAAACUACCAGUCAUCCUACUUGGUAUGCUUUCUACUCCCAGAUAGCUGUCACAUUUAGUUUGUUUCUACACCUCACCAGUUAUAUCAGUUAGUCCCCAGCCUGAGUGCCAGUCUGUUAUAAUAUAUAUAAUAAAUAGCCUGUUGUUUACUUUACUGUAGCAGUAAGCUUGGUGUUGAUAGUAACUGGCUGACUCAUUCAGGGCUAAUGUAAUGUUAGCAGUCUAGUAGGGCUAACGCUAGCAGUCUAGCAGGGCUGGCUAACGUUAGCAGUCUAGCAGGGCUAACGUUAGCAGUCUAGCAGGGCUAAUG